Messenger RNA from Cantharellus anzutake, 882 nucleotides. RefSeq names its product kinase-like domain-containing protein. The transcript is spliced from 8 exons. The record is from RefSeq and is a predicted model, not a curated record. Gene Ontology annotation, molecular function: ATP binding; protein kinase activity. The coding region runs from base 181 to 696 and encodes 171 amino acids. Gene Ontology annotation, biological process: protein phosphorylation. Lineage: Eukaryota; Fungi; Basidiomycota; Agaricomycetes; Cantharellales; Hydnaceae.
GCUUGUGGCUUGUGGGCAGGACUCCUCUCCAGGGGCUGAGCAUGGAAUGAUGAAGGACUCUUUCCUUGACCCCGCUGCGGAGGCAUUUCUCGAGGAGUUCAGACUCGGUUUGUCCUCUGUGCGAGACGUGCUCAGGCCAUUCGGGUGUGCUAUAAAGAAUUACGUCCACGUUCCAGCGAUAUGCCAGAACAAAUCAAGCAGACUAGAAAACUGAUAAGACACCUGACUCGUGAAGUCAAAAUAUGGAAAGAUCUGCGGCACCCCAAUGUCCUCGAGUUCAUUGGAUAUGCCAUCGUAGGCGAACGCUCCGACAUAAAGGGUAUUUUGGUGUCGAGGUGGUGCGCCAAUGGGAAUCUCAUGCAGUACUUAAGAGCACAUCCGGACUCGAGUAGGACUUUCUUGGUUUACGGCAUGGCAAAUGGACUACACUAUCUUCACAGCCACAAACCUGCGGUCAUUCACGGUGAUCUGAAGCCAGAAAAUGUCUUGAUCAGUGAUCAAGGCGAAGCACAGCUUUGCGAUUUUGGCCUAUCCCGUGCGUUGAAUGAAUUGUCUACUGGUGCUCAGACGACGUCGACUAUGCUUGGGUACACGAUACGGUACUCUUCGUAUGAAGUUCUCAUUGAGGAGGCGAAGACUGUGUUCAGCGAUGUCUAUGCCUUCGGGUGCACAUCUAUACAGGCAGGUGUAUCUUAAUUGUCCGGGACACUGUGGGUGAUUAGGGCCAUUGAGGGCCGAAAACCUCCUUGGAUUUGGGAUACGAACAUACCCAUUCAGCGCAUUCAUUCUAAGUGCUGUGAACCCGAUCACGACAAACGCCCAUCAAUUAGCAACGUCCUCCAAGACCUUGAUCAGACCGGCUAGGCAUCCCUUCGUUUUCGG